AUGUCUGUGGCAAAGUCGCUUCUCUUGGCGUCCUUAUUGACCGUCGGCGGCUACAUGUUGUUCAACAACUCCGGUGAGGUCUUCAAUGUCGGUCGCUUCUUGGAGUCCACCUCUCCUUAUCUUUGGGCAAACUUGGGAAUUGCCAGUUGCAUUGGUCUUUCUGUCGUGGGUGCUGCGUGGGGUAUCUUCAUCACUGGCUCCUCCAUCAUCGGUGCUGGUGUCAAGGUCCCCAGAAUCACCACCAAAAACUUGAUUUCCAUCAUUUUCUGUGAGGUGGUGGCUAUCUACGGGUUGAUUAUGGCCAUUGUGUUCUCGGCCAAGUUGGCCAACGUGCCUGAGGAUGCGCUCUACUCGCCUUCCAACUUGUACACUGGAUACUCGCUUUUCUGGGCUGGGUUGACCGUUGGUGUCACCAACUUGAUUUGUGGUGUCGCCGUGGGUGUUACUGGAUCCACCGCCGCCAUCAGUGACGCUGCUGACACCUCGCUUUUCGUCAAGAUCUUGGUGGUUGAGAUUUUCGGCUCGGUAUUGGGGUUGUUUGGGUUGAUUGUCGGGUUGUUGAUGGCCGGUAAGGCAGAAGAAUUCCUGUAG
Molecule: messenger RNA, 591 nt
Organism: Suhomyces tanzawaensis NRRL Y-17324
Lineage: Eukaryota; Fungi; Ascomycota; Pichiomycetes; Serinales; Debaryomycetaceae
Product: H(+)-transporting V0 sector ATPase subunit c''
Exons: 1
Coding region: 1-591 (196 amino acids)
Biological process (GO): proton transmembrane transport
Cellular component (GO): proton-transporting V-type ATPase, V0 domain
Molecular function (GO): proton-transporting ATPase activity, rotational mechanism
Source: RefSeq, a predicted model, not a curated record